AAUCCAAAAAUAAAAAAAGCUGUCGUUUACUCACCCUCAUGUUGUUCCAAACCUGUAUAACCUGUAUUUUUCUGUGGAAUAUAAAAGAUAUUUUAAGAAACAUUUCAGUGUUUUUUGUCCAUGCAAUGCAAGUCAAUGCUACCAAACAAAUGUUUAUCAGCAUUCUUUAAAAUAUCCCCUUUUGUUUUACUGAAAUAAUCAAGUCAUACAGGUUUGGUACAACAUAGCUAAUUAUCUUUGAUUUUUGGGUGAACUGUCCCGUUAAGUGAGGUUAUAUUUUCUAGAAAAGAUAGGUUAUGGUCCUGCAGCCACAGGGUUUUAUGUUUAUAGCUGUAAAGUCCAGGAUUUUAACAUAAGACACCCAAUACUUAAUGUGUUAAUUAAACUUAAUUGUGAUAUUGAUAUGCACCUGUGAUUUUUAAUUGAUAAUUUGUGUUUUAUUGCGUUCUUGCCACAUAAUCAAGCACUGUCUAUAAGUUUGACAUUUGCUGUGCCUCGUGUUUGGUUGCAUGAGCUUUUCAGCCUGCAGCCUUGGAGCUAGAGGCACUUGGACUCAAAUCUGACUCGGAAAUCUUAUAUUUUGCACUUAAUGUGAAUUAAAAUUAAUAAUAAGUGCAAACAGCAUAUAAUUAAAGUAAGACAUCAUUUGGUUAAGGGUCUAGGCUCGACAAGGUGGACUUGGACCCAACAGUAGCCUACUGGCUGUGUUCCAAUCUUAUACCCUAGUACUCAAUAUUUCCAUUAUGUGGGUCAUUUUUACCAUAUAAACAUACAGCACAAAACAAUGUUAUCAAUAUGUCAUGGGGCUCAUAUUUAUGAUAUUUAUCUCAUAAAGAUAUCAUCUAGAAAAAUAUAUUUUACAUUUUAGCCUACACUGUAAAUUAUGUAGCUUACAUAUUACAACAAUACUAUAAUUAUUUUACAUAAUUGACUAAAAAGAUUUUGCACGAUUUAAUAAAAUGUUAAAAAAAAAUGUUAGUUUCAUAUGUUUUGAAUGUGAAUGUUUUGAAUAAGUCGCUCCGCUCUUGCCAUUUUACAGUCACAUCCUUUGAUCACUCCGUUCUCGGCUCAUUGGGAAUCAAAUCAAGUGUGCUCGAAUGAGUCGACUCGUGAUUCAGUUUAGCCAGUGAACGAGAGCAGCAGCUCAGAGUCAGACCAGGGGGGUGCGUUUCCCAAAAGCAUCCAUCGUUAGCUAACUAUGGUCGCAAGUUCUGUUGACCUCUAUUCGUAACGACGGAACUUUCGAACACAGUAGCUUUUGGUGAACGACUCUUUUAAAGACUAGUUUUGUGAACCGAUUAAUCAAAAAGAUCCGAUUCUGAAGCAUGAUUCGAUGCCGAAUCGCACGUCACUACUAGGUAGGCUGCUCGCUGUGUUUUGAAACGCAGCCGGUGUCUGAGCAUGUGCUGUUACUGCUGCAGUGGAGUAAAAUAUGUCAGUUAUCACCGGACAGCGGCGAGAGGACAGAGAGAGCCGGCUACAAAUGUGCUCUGAGGGGCAACCGGUGCAACGGUUUUCUGUUUAAUUCUUCUGUUUAACACCAAAAUGAGGCCCGGCUCCUUUACAUCUACAGCAGCGGAGGAAUAAUAAGUACAUGAGUACCACAUUAGCACUGACAUCAGCAGCAAAGCUCAGAAGUACCGCUCUCUUAGGACCCUGACAGACGGUGUGGAGUGUGGACAGUGAGACUGCCAGACAGCAGGUUGGCCUAUUAACUCCACACGUCAAAAACAAAGGAAGAUGGUCAACAUGGCAAACACAAUGACCCCUGAGCCCCUUACAGCCCUCUCUCGAUGGUACUUGUAUGCCAUCCACGGUUACUUCUGUGAAGUCAUGUUCACAGCCGCCUGGGAGUUUGUGGUAAACUGCAACUGGAAGUUUCCCGGCGUGACGAGCGUGUGGGCGCUCUUCAUCUACGGAACCUGCAUCCUGAUCGUAGAGCGCAUGUACCUUUGUCUACGGGACAGCUGCAAUGUGCUGCUCCGCUGCAUCAUUUACACACUGUGGACAUACCUGUGGGAGUUCGGCACGGGUUUGCUGCUACGACAGUUCAACGCUUGUCCAUGGGACUACUCAGAGUUUAAAUAUAACUUCAUGGGCCUGAUCACGGCAGAGUACGCUGUGCCUUGGUUCUGCGCCUCCUUUAUUGUAGAACGCCUAGUGAUCCGCAACACGCUCCGGUUGCGCUUCGACGAGGUCACCGAUCCUUGCCAGGCUGAAGAACGUUUGGACAGAGGCGGCGGAGGACGAGGAGAAGGAGGGCGAAGAGCACGAGGGGCCACCAGCGCAAACGGCUACGUGAAGGUGGAUUGAGGAUGUUGUCAACACCUAUCCCCAUCUCAAAGCUCCCGUCACCCAUGACUCUCUCCACACAUCUCUCAAUCUCUCUCCCAUCUGCUUCCAGGGUAAGAGUCGCUUGGACACAGCUGGUGCAGCUCGAACAGAGACAGUUGCACAACUGUGAAGAACUUUCUUAUUUAUUGUUCAGCUGGCGUUCUUCGCUUUUAUAGAGGGACGUUCAUUUGCCACUUCAGUGCUCUACUUUACUGCCUUACUUUGGGCGAGUAGCCGUUAAGUUAAAGGUUUAUCUGUAGGAGUGGUGGCUGAUGGCAAAAUGAGAAUUAACCCUCCACUUGUACCUCCAUACUGUACCUCCCAAACCAGUCCAUCCACUCCGACACUCUGGGAGGGGACAAACUAAAUGACUCGUAUUCCCUCGUCCAAAAAAAACAAAAACAAACAAAAAAAAAAACAGGAACGCAAACACAUCACUUGUAGAGAGUCGAAAAGAUAUAUCGAGGUGUUUUUUUUAUUUUUUUUUUUAAAGCAAGUCCUUUUAGAUUAUAAACAGUGUGUAUGAUGUAUAUGUAGUAGCAAAAGCAAAUAACUGUUAGGAUAGCUUACCUUUUGAAUGUUAGUUUGUGUUAUUUAUUAAUAUCUAAAAUGUAGUUAAGAAAUGUCAUGAUAAUAUAUUAAAAAUGUAUUGUGUAUAUAUACUGUAUAACCUAAAGCAAUGCCUUGUACUUGAAUUUGGUGUUUUUUUACGUUCUUCAAAAACUCCAGUGCUUGAACAUGCAUGAAAGUUGUCUUCCAGGAGAUGUUUUCAUAUUCAGACUGAUCUUAGAUGUUGUGUACAGUUUAUUUCCUCCUUUUGUUUUCUGUGUUUAUUUUUCUCAUUGAGAUGAAGACCCAGCGGAAUACUGUAUUGUUUUUACAUAUAUAGAGGUCUGGUGCUCAGUACCGAAACCAUAAAAUCAUCACAGUUUCCUGGGUUUUCAUGGGAGAGAAUGAGUUGUAAAUGUGUUGAUGAACUGGUGCUAGAUUCUCAUCGAGUCUUUUAAGGGAUCUGAUGAUAGUCACAAUAAAGGCAUCUAGUAUAGGUUCACUGACCUCAGGUACAUCAAUGUUAAUUAUUUCAGCUCCGUCUCUCAUAUGCCAUGAAGUAAUGGAUGAAGAUUAAGAGAAAUAUCGUGGCAAAUUAUUUAAAAUGCCAACAUCACCUUGGUAUUACCUGCAUGGCUACAAUUUCAGGUUAUGGAUUUGCCAGAAAGUUUUGUUGUAUUGGUUAUGUUGUUCCUGACCAAACAAAAAAUGUAUUAAAGCCACACAUUUUUGAAUAAAAUUUCUGUCAAAUUUCCCCUCAA
This is a messenger RNA of Cyprinus carpio (common carp), 3644 nucleotides long. RefSeq names its product transmembrane protein 229b-like. Lineage: Eukaryota; Metazoa; Chordata; Actinopteri; Cypriniformes; Cyprinidae. The record is from RefSeq and is a predicted model, not a curated record.